Ornithorhynchus anatinus (platypus) is the source of this 3447-nucleotide messenger RNA. It is a transcript of the gene KCNA1, whose product is annotated as potassium voltage-gated channel subfamily A member 1. NCBI's taxonomy places the organism in Eukaryota, Metazoa, Chordata, Mammalia, Monotremata, Ornithorhynchidae. Gene Ontology annotation, biological process: potassium ion transmembrane transport; protein homooligomerization. The transcript has a single exon. The record is from RefSeq and is a predicted model, not a curated record. Gene Ontology annotation, cellular component: membrane; neuronal cell body; dendrite. The coding region runs from base 48 to 1541 and encodes 497 amino acids. Gene Ontology annotation, molecular function: delayed rectifier potassium channel activity; protein binding.
CGCACCUCCUCCUCUUCCUCCUCCUCCUCCUCCUCCGGGCUCCGACCAUGACGGUGAUGUCCGGGGAGAACGCGGACGAGGCGUCGGCGGCCGCCGGCCAGCCCCAGGACCGAGCCUCCCCGCGGCCGGCGGGCCCCGAGGACCACGAGUGCUACGAGCGGGUGGUCAUCAACGUGUCCGGGCUGCGCUUCGAGACGCAGCUGAAGACCCUGGCGCAGUUCCCCCACACCCUGCUGGGGAACCCCAAGAAGCGGAUGCGCUACUUCGACCCCCUGCGCAACGAGUACUUCUUCGACCGCAACCGGCCCAGCUUCGACGCCAUCCUCUACUACUACCAGUCGGGCGGGCGGCUGCGUCGACCGGCCAGCGUGCCCCUGGACAUGUUCUCGGAGGAGAUCAAGUUCUACGAGCUGGGGGAGGAGGCCAUGGAGAAGUUCCGGGAGGACGAGGGCUUCAUCAAGGAGGAAGAGCGGCCGCUGCCCGAGAAGGAGUACCAGCGCCAGGUGUGGCUGCUGUUCGAGUAUCCCGAGAGCUCGGGGCCGGCCCGGGUCAUCGCCAUCGUGUCCGUCCUGGUCAUCCUCAUCUCCAUCGUCAUCUUCUGCCUGGAGACGCUGCCCGAGCUGAAGGACCAGAACAAGGAUCUGGUGGGGACGCCCUACCUCUUGGGCAACGUCACGGUCUACUACAAGUCCAACAUCCUGACGGACCCGUUCUUCAUCGUGGAGACGCUGUGCAUCGUCUGGUUCAGCUUCGAGCUGGUCGUGCGCUUCUUCGCCUGCCCCAGCAAGGCCGAGUUCUUCAAGAACAUCAUGAACUUCAUCGACAUCGUGGCCAUCAUCCCCUACUUCAUCACGCUGGGCACCGAGCUGGCCGAGCAGGAGGGCAACCAGAAGGGCGAGCAGGCCACCUCCCUGGCCAUCUUGAGGGUCAUCCGCCUGGUCCGGGUCUUCCGCAUCUUCAAGCUGUCGCGCCACUCCAAGGGCCUGCAGAUCCUGGGCCAGACGCUCAAGGCGAGCAUGCGCGAGCUCGGGCUGCUCAUCUUCUUCCUCUUCAUCGGCGUCAUCCUCUUCUCCAGCGCCGUCUACUUUGCUGAGGCGGAAGAGGCUGACUCCCAUUUCUCCAGCAUCCCCGACGCUUUCUGGUGGGCCGUGGUCUCCAUGACGACGGUGGGCUACGGUGACAUGUACCCUGUGACAAUUGGAGGUAAGAUCGUGGGCUCCUUGUGUGCCAUUGCUGGUGUGCUGACAAUUGCCCUGCCGGUGCCUGUCAUUGUAUCCAAUUUCAACUAUUUCUACCACCGAGAAACCGAAGGGGAAGAACAGGCCCAGCUUCUGCACAUGAGUGCUCCGAACUUGGCCUCAGACAGCAGCCUGAGCCGCCGCAGCUCCUCGGCCCUGAGCAAGUCCGAAUACAUGGAGAUCGAAGACCGGAUCCUCGACAGGUUCGGUUCCUACGGGCAGGCCGAACUCAGAACUGAGAACUGCAAGAGGGACAGCACUUACCCCUCCGGGCAGAAUCGCAAUCCUCUGACCAAGGUGUAGGCCGGCCAGCCCCUCGGGCCACGCGGAGGACUCGACACAGAGAGCCAAAGCAGAACGGCAGCCGUCCCCACCUGGGACCCCUGCCCACCCCGGCCGACUCCGAAGACCCCUCUCCCCCGCAGCGCAUGGGUGCGCUCCUCAAGGCCCCUGACCCGGGCUCGGCGCCCCCUUAGCUCGCAAAAUCCUCGAGGAAAAAAAAAAAGAGAUACUAUUUUUUUCAUUUGAUUUAGAAAACAAAAAACAAACAAAAAAAAAACAAACACGCAAAAGAACGGGGGUAUUUUCCAUACCCUGCCAUCACGGGGCAUCUCUGGACCGGUUCGAGGUAAGGUAGAGUCACACCCUCUCUCUACCCAAAACCGUAUUCAUUCUCUUCCGCUUCUUCCAUUUAAUUGAAAGCAGCAACAACAGGGGAUCAUAUAGAGAUGAUCCAACUCCAAUAUGCAUGGAAUUCCAGGUACAAGCCCUCGGCAAACUGCACAGCACACCUCAGAAAGUGCAUCGAGAAUAUAGUCUAUAGGUAUCGAUUCCUCUUCCGUGUCCAGUGGACAUCUGCUAUUUUUCUCUUUUCUUUGGAGUAACAGAAGGGACACUUCCCCUGUGAAAAUGAUACUUAGCUACUUAGGAUGGGCCCACACAGCACCUUAACGGCUCCCAGAUGAGGUCCAGCUUCCGGGCUCCCUCCCCUCUGGUCCGCCCGCCCCUCCCCCCAAACCCAACCCGAACCCCUACCCGCACCUCCCAACUCCACCAAGAAAGUAGAGGAGACUCCAGGGAGACAUUUGCAAUGCUGCUAAGUUUUCUUAACUGCAGAUGUACCAACUACAGAGCCUUCCUUGGGUCAAUCUGACAACCUCUCCAUCUUCUCUCUUCCUCCCGCUCCUCUCCCCUGCUCCUGCAUCCCUCCCCCCAGACCCCGCCAUUCCUCCCGCCCACCUUCCAGACCUGGAUGCAAAAUCAAUUAUAGCCCCUUUUGUGGCAAGAGAGCACAAACGGAGUUUACUCUAGGCAUGUUUGGAUUUGAUACUAUUUAUUUUAUAAUCGCAUGUUGGGAACGUUUACUUCAGACCAUACGGGAUAAGCUUUCGUUGGAUCUGACUUCUGGAAAAAAAAAAAAUAGGACUUUUUUUUUUUCAUUUGCCUUCCCUGAAAGUGCACUCGUUGAUUAUUCUCAAUAUUUGAUUAGUAACUUAAAGUACUGUACUUAAGUGCGUAUGUUAGUCAGACGGGGUCACUCACUCCUCUGGAGCUCAAAAGCAUGUUGUAUUAUGCAGCCUCAACGUCCCUCCGUCCAGGGGCGACGCGCGUUAAUUAAUGCAUGGUUUCAGUGCUAGAACAAAAAAAGCUGGCGGAGGCCGGGAGGGAGCGGGCUCUCGCAGUGGGUCUGAUUUUCCUGCCUUUACUCAGGGAAAUAUUUGGUUUUUGUUCAGGUGUUGUCCGAGAGAGGACUGAGUUUCCUGACCCUCGAAAGAAUACCCCAGGGAAAAAAACAAAAAAACAAAAAACGUAAACAAAAAAAACCACAAAAAAAAACCACCUAAGCGAAUGAGUCAGUACUGUAUCAGACACCGCCACCCCUAAAAGACAAUCCUACCCUGUAGCGCUGUAGAGACAAAAACACCAGACAGAAAAUCAGGUGCAAUUUGAAAGUGCAUGCUAAUUCUUCGAACUUCCCACCAGAUGACUUUUUCUGCAUCCGAAUCCCAGCCGGUUUCUUUUUGCAGUCAUGAUUUGGAGUCCGGGGAGACCACGGGUCUCGCCUCGGAGAAUUCGCUGAGGAAACACAGCCAGUUGAUUUAGAUAGUUGCUUAGUGCCUUGAUCCUGUACCCACCGAAAGCAGAACGCGCCCUUUGCCUACAAGCCGCGCAGUCGAGCCGAGAAGGGGGGUAGGUGGGGGGGCGGGGG